AGGCGUUGAAUACUUGACGUUUCAGAUCUUGUAGUAGGAAAGCACCAUAUAUUCUUGUAUUGCUACUUUGUGCAUAUUAUAAAUUAACUCUCCCAGCAGGACGGGAUUUCACCCUAACCUUAACCACGUUUGCCAUUCACCUGUAGCCCAACGACCCUGGGGUGAAAUCUCAGACUGUACAGGUAUCUCCACAGUGCUGUCAAGUGUCCAGUACGACAUCACUCCCAAUCUGCAAUAUACAUAUGAAAACGGUCAGGACAAUGAGAAGAUAACUCCGCACAACUGACUCUCUGGUGAUUUGUUUUAUUCGUACCCGUUGGAGACAUACUUACAAUUAUAAAGUGGUGAAGCUAGGAGAACUCUUCAUUGUUAACAUUUGGGAUAAAAAAAACACUUGAGUUUAAAGCCCCUGUGUAAAAGUUUGGAAUAUUUUCGUUUGGUGGACCCUUCUAUGGGAAUAUAGUUGUGAUAAAUAUGGUGGAAUAUAAAGUAGCACGGAUGCUGCCUGAUCUGAAGUACCACCCCUACCUACAGACAUACACGCCCCGCAGCAUGCCGUCCGCAAGCCCAAACACCACGAGUAGCCUGUCCACUAACCAAAGCGGCCAAAAAGAAAUGUUGAGCUGCAGCAACUUAUACCUCCGGCACCUAAGCCCAAACACAACGGACGAAGAUCUUGUCGAACUUUGUCAAAGAUAUGGCAAGAUUGUUUCUACUAAAGCCAUCAUGGACCAAACUACAAACAAAUGUAAAGGAUAUGGAUUUGUUGAUUUUGAAAACCCUCAAGACGCUGCGGUGGCACUGAAAAAUCUACAGGCACAAAAUAUGCAAGUUCAGAUGGCCAAACAACAGGAACAAGAUCCCACCAAUCUGUAUAUCUCCAACCUUCCACUGUGUUACACGGAGACAAACUUAGAAAACAUGUUCAAGGAUUUCGGAACUGUCAUCUCCACACGAAUCCUGCGCAAAACUGGAGACAACACAAGCCGAGGUGUUGGUUUUACACGCAUGGAGAACAAGGAAAAAUGUCAACAAAUUAUUGACCAUUUUAACGGAAAAGUUCUGCCAGGCUGUACAUUACCUCUCCUUGUGAAGUUUGCUGAUGGUGGUAAUAAAAAGAAAAAUACACAGAUCCAACAGAAAAUCUGGCCAGAAAGGGAAGGGUUAUUCCCACUGGCAUCGUAUGACCAAGCAGCUUUUGCUCAAAAUGGAGUGGCCCAGGCCUUGAUGGCAGCCCCACAAGGGAUCCUUCCCCGCUACGCAAUGUCAACACCUCAGACUACCUAUCAAGUGCAGUCGUCCCCUGCCUGGGGCAUGCCUCCCGGUGGAUAUAUUAUGCAGCCUCAUAUGCCAGCAUUUGUGGCGGGUCAUCCAGCAGCCUCUGCAGCGGCGUUCAAUCAGAUGUAUGCUCAGCCCCCAGGGACGACUGCCAUGUUACAAGCCCUGCCUUUAGAGGACCAUGAUGCUUUGGACAAUACCCCACACUUCCAGACCUACGCAGCCACACCUUCAAGUUUUACGUGAUUUCAUCUCGUGUGCCAACAGAAUCAAACAUCAGCAACCAAUCAACACAAUGUGAAACAGAUCACCAUGGUAACAACCUACGCCAUCCAUAUUCUGUUCAAAGUUGAAGGGAGAACAAACUUAUGAUUCAGACAAGGAUAUUACAGAGAAAUUGUUGCUUAACGUCGCCCAUUUGGGGUUAAAUUUGUGAACAUAUUUAAAUAGGAAAACUAAUUCAUAAUAAGUGUAUUUGUGAACAUUUUGAAAUAGAGAAAUUCAAAAUAAAUAUUUUUUAGGGACGGUAAAAGUGUAUUGUUGACUGUGAAGUGGAUAUUGCCGUGGUAGUAUAUUUAUGAAUUUCCCAAAGACAUGAGAUAAUUCCAUCACUACGGACAUUUUGAAGGCUCACCAAUGGGCAGUUACGGCACUCUCUCUAGAGGACAAAUUGAAGCGGUGAUUGAUGCAUCAAAAAAACUUGUUGAGCUUAGUGACGGUAGAAUAACUUUGUCUAUGCCAUUGCCUAAAAGUGAUCAACUGGAUAUUAUUUUUGUUUCUUCAAAGAAAUGUGAUUCAAAGAUGCGCCAUUUUUAUUAGUAAUCAGUAGAUAAGGACUGAGAGUUUUUUGAGUGAAUGUGUUGUUUUGAAAUAUGUUAUUUUUUAAGAACUGUCAAGUUAUAUUACAAAACUUUACAAGCACCUCUCUUCCAAAGCUGAGAUUAAUCUUUAUCCUUAUGGAAUAGCAGCAGGACUCUCUUUGUGUAGCCACAAAACUUUUCAUAGGAGUAAAAUUACACCCCCCAUAUGAAAACCUUUUGUGACAAAGACUGUCCUUACAUGUCAUACUACGACUUAUUUACUGUAUAGUUCUGCUAUCCCUGAGAUAUAUCGGGUCAGUAGUUUUAUCAUGCAAGUACAGAUAUGUGUUUUGUUGGCGGUUUUUUUCUCCUUUAGGAAAUGAAACGCCAUUCUAAGGAGUUACUCAAGUUUUAAAUGGUUACAGACGGUCAAUUCAAAAUGUGUUUAAUUUAAUUUUUAACAGUUGGUGAUCUUUUUUCGCAAAUUAAGCAUUAGUUGUUUAGCACCUUAAUUAAGUAUUGUUAAUAACAGGACGUCAUACUUUCUUGAUUCCAAGUUGAUUUCACCUUUAACAUCAAUCACUAGUUUCAGCCAAAUUAUAUUUAAGAGAGGGAAACAGGUGAUGUAUUUUACACCGAUAUUCUUCAUCCUGUUCCCAGAAUAACGGACAAAAUGUCCUGUUAGAAAUUGACUGUGAAUUACUUGUAACAUCACAGAAAACUUGAGCAAUUCCAUCCCGUUUCCGACUGACAGCAUAGGUGUUAGCGAUAUGUGAGCAAGAAUGAUAUGAGCCAGGAGUCUAUAUAUGAAAUACCGGACAUAGGCGCCUGAUUUAUUGUAUUACCGGAUGACAACUUGAGUGAAUGAUUUUUAUACGACUCUUAUUGAUAAUGUAUCUACCAAGUCAACAUUUUUAACUGUACAUACAUAUGCUUCAAUUGCAAAUAAUAAUUUUUACCGUUUCUUAUUUUUUUUUUUUUUUUUUUUAAGAUUUUAUUUUUAAUUCAUUUUAUGAUAAAAUAUCUUGUGGUCAUAUGUGAUUUACUGUAUGCAUCCUCAAAUGUUCAUGAAAUAUUGCUAGGAAAAAUGAAAUGUUUUUUAAUGACCUGCGCUACCUUGACAGAUGUUUUAGUUUUAUUUGUUUUUUUCAUUUUUUUUAAACAUAUGAUCAUGUAUUUUACCAGUACAUGUUUAACAAUCAGAAAUACACUUAAAAAUUCUGAAACUUAGAAGAAUAUUAUGUCACUCUUCAUUUGAAGACCAAGUGAGUCAGUGAUUAUCGGUUUAAAUCUACUUGGGGAAAUGGUAUUUUGUAUAAAAACAGCAAGGUUUCUGUGACUAAUAUUAAACAAUAUUCUAAUAUUAUAAAAUUGAUUUAUUAUAUAAAGUGUUAUGAUAUCAAUAAAUUUUAGUAAAUCUGGUUAUACAAACAUUCAGACAUCAAUUAAUUUUAGUAACACCAGAAUAACAUCAAAACAUGCUGUUCAAGGUAGCGACUAAGAAAUUGUAGAUAGUUUUAGUAUCAUUUCAUUGUAGGCCACAUUAGUGUUCACUCUGCACAUCAUUGUAAAUAUCAUCAUGUAUUUGACCAAUCAGAUUGUUUCAUCUAUAAUUUGGUUGCUGGGCAACAGUAAACCAACCACCGAAGCUACCUGAAAUAUCGUCUAGUUUGGCAUUACUCUAUACUUGAAAUAAUAGUAUCGAUCAAGAUAUUUCAAAGAUUGUAAAAGUGUUGCUUAAUUGCUGUUUUUUUUUUUAUAUAUAUAUUUUUAUUUUUUAAUUUCCUUACGCCACAAAGACAGAAUUUCCGGUAGCUGCGGAUGCUAGUUUUCGGUAUAGUGCUUCUUCAAUUCAUUGAUAGUCUUAUGUUUCAUACUACAUUUAGUUUAACAUAAGUUUGGGGAACAUUUGUCACAGCUUACCACAACAUGAGAACCUAACAAGUUUAUCAUUGCUUACAUCGUCAAUAAUGUUUUCAUCAAAAAUAGCAAUUUUCCAUUUUUUUUUAAUUUUUUUUUUCAUUUUUCUUAUUUCUUUUUCCCCUUACAUGUUACAAUGAAGUUCACUUGUAAUCGAUUAAGAACAAACAUGAAAUAUUCAGGGCAAUUUAUCAGAAGGCACGGGGCUAUCUACAUAUAUGUGCAUAUAUGUAAAAUGAUUGACAGGGGAUCCGUAAACUUGUCUUGUACUUAUAUGUAUAAAAGUGUGUUUUUGAAACAAAAAACUAUUUAACCAUUAAUUAUCAAACGUCCAAGAAUUGUCUUCCAGACUUUAAAUAUUAUUGAAAUUAUACCAUACCUUGCACCUACUCCUUGGCCCCUGCACAUUGUUAAAUAUAUAUGUAACUUCCAACGCUAUUGGUCGAAGACAAAUCCUUCAUUAAUAACACAAUAUAUAUAUAUAUCUACAUUAUGCAAAAUGUCACAGAAUGACUGUAUGCACAUUUACGGUAAUCUUCAAACAUACAAAUUUUCUUUUCUUUAAAAGCUUAAAUGUUUCUUGUUUUAAAUUCUGAAAUGAUUUUGUUUGAUAUUUUGAGCUAUUGGUAGAACAAAGACUGUUGGAUAAGAGAGUUGUAGUGAUAAUAUUCCAUGUGGGGCUGAUUGAUUGACUUGUUCAAACUGAUGUCGUGUUUUUAAUUUAAAGUUUACCUUAAAGAGAGAAUUAAGUGAAUUUGAGAAAUUUUUGAUAAAUCCUUAUCAAAAUUAAGUCAGAUACUCCUAUUGAACAAGUCAUUUCGAAGUUUUGACAAAAAAUACACAGUAAAUCUUGUAAAUGUGAAGGAGUACUUAAAACGUCUGGUUGGACAUCUUUGGUUUGUUUGCAAACUUCAGUUCAACACUACAACCUACUGAAGUGAAAGCAAGAUGAACAUUUAACAAAAUGAUCACUAUGAAAAACAUGUCAAGCUUUUUAUUUUUUUUUGACUGAUUUGUCCCUUUCAGCAAUCUGUUCACCACCCUUAUCAACAGGUGAUAGAUAGUUUUAACAGUCAACGUAGAGGUCCCUUUGAGCUGCUUUUGUUUAAGUCUACACAGUCUUAAGAUAUAGAAUUUUAAAAAGCCAGAACAAAUAGCUUUUUCAGUUGAUUCAGUAUAAUAAACGGUAAUUAUCAGGUUUUAAAAACCGAUAACUUUGCUAACCUUUAUGUAAUAAAAUGCAGCUUAUGAUUGUUUGGAGUGUAUGAACCUGAAGUAUGACCACACAAAACAGUGCCAGUAUCACUUGUACAGACUCAAUGUGCAAUAAUCAAAAAUACUGUAUAAAGAUUUGUUAAGUUUCAUUUUUCUUUUUGAUUUUAGAUUUAAGAGAAUGUUCAGAAAUUGUUUUUUAUAUAAAUAUAUUUGCUGUACAGAUUGAUAUUGUGUGUAGGGGAACUGUUUUAAGGCACAGGUGUGUAGAAUUCUCCAUUCCUAUAAGAAUGAUGAAUUUCUGUUCACUAGUAGAUGUGGGAUGAGGAAACCCACCUCACCAAGAAUAUUGUACAUCGGUGAGGUCUUGCACAUUGGAAAUGAAAAUGUGACAAACGUAUGCAAGAGGCAAUGUUAUAUUGAGGAUAGAUAGAACUUCUUUCUUUGUUCGUCCAAACUAUCCGUGCAUCUCUACUAUGGGCUUCAGUUUACAUGUUUUUGUCUAGUUUUUUCUUUUUUCAUUUUUAUACUUGAAUGUCAACAUUAUCCUACGAAGUAUACUUCUUUCCAAUGCAAGUCCCGUCUUGUGUGGACCUUAUCCCAUUUCAGCAGGUUUUUACUAUUUAUCAUUAAGACAUCAAUUUUAAUUUCAUCAUCCUCGACAGGAAAUCAAUUUGAUCAUCCCUCUUUGUUUAAAAUUACAUCAUUGAAUCAUUUUAUACAGAAAACCUUCAAAAAUAUCAAUGUUGCAUGCCCAUUGUUACCUUGACCCAAAUGUGACCUUGCUCUUUUCCUUAAAUAUUGUUUGGUGUUUUGGAGUAUGAUAAUUGCUGCCUAAUUUUAAGUGCCAGCCAACCAUCAAUCAAAUAAUGACCUUUGAACCCUAGCAUGUAUGCCAAUUAAAUGUUUAGUGAGAGGUACAACAUUUAUUUUGGGAUCAAAGGUGGCUUUACCCCCCCACCAUUCAUGGUCUUUUGUAAGGCUUAUUGAAGCCAGGUCUGUAGUGGGGAUGGAGGGGUAGGCGCCAAUCAUGUUAAAGGAGACUAGAUGUUGAAGGUGGAUAUUUUUAUUAAAUAUUCGUCAUGUUGAAUGUUGAAUUUGAGGUGAAAUGUUACAUGUUGUAUGAAAACAAGACCUUUUUUUCAUGUGAAUUGUUCAAAAAUGUUAUUUUUUCAUCAUUAGUUUUUAGUCUGUAACAGUUUAACAUUGGUUAUCAUUGAUGUCCUUGGGAAAAUGUCAAAUUCAUGUCAAUCAGCUAAUUUUCUUACUCCCGUACAACCUGCGUCUCUGUUGACCAGGCCCUUGUUGUCAAUAGUUACAAGUGAAGCUUGUUGCUGCGACAACUUGGCAGGAGGUAUGACGUGUGUUUGUGUGAUGAUUUAAAUGAAGCGGUAGUCUUAGAUGUUCAUCAUUGUCAUGAAAAAAAGGAAAAAAGCAAAAAAUAAAAUCAAUGACUGUUAAAA
Ylistrum balloti is the source of this 6673-nucleotide messenger RNA. Its product is annotated as RNA-binding motif, single-stranded-interacting protein 3-like. NCBI's taxonomy places the organism in Eukaryota, Metazoa, Mollusca, Bivalvia, Pectinida, Pectinidae. Gene Ontology annotation, molecular function: mRNA 3'-UTR binding; poly(A) binding; poly(U) RNA binding. Gene Ontology annotation, cellular component: ribonucleoprotein complex; cytosol; nucleus. The coding region runs from base 475 to 1524 and encodes 349 amino acids. The transcript has 12 exons. The record is from RefSeq and is a predicted model, not a curated record.